Trypanosoma brucei brucei TREU927 is the source of this 846-nucleotide messenger RNA. RefSeq lists its product as hypothetical. The record is from RefSeq and is a predicted model, not a curated record. Lineage: Eukaryota; Euglenozoa; Kinetoplastea; Trypanosomatida; Trypanosomatidae. Bases 1 to 846 code for a protein of 281 amino acids. The transcript has a single exon.
AUGGCACAGUCUUUGGUGUGGCGGUACUUGGGACCGGAGGACACGCAUCGGUGUCUCGAUGCGCCUGAUGUGCCUUCUGUUCGGAACCUGUUGGUUGAAAUUGACGACGGAAUGGAUGGAAAGCUUAUCAACUGUCGCAACUACAAUAAGGGGCAGCUGAUGAUUGUGCUAGACAUGCUUGCGCAUCUAAUUGUGUUCACUAAAACAUGUUCCAUGUCGCUAGAGAAGGUUAGUACAAUUGUGGGUAUUAUGCUGGAGUUGCACCGAGAGAGCAUGUCGAAUCAGUAUACACGAUCCCAAUCGUAUCACCGACUGCGUGAGCUGAUGCUACUCCACAGUGUUCCCCGCCCACCGUUCUCAUGUGGCAUCUUUAGUGUGGCGGAUGUACAGCAUAUAGACGAAUAUCUCUUAUUGUCUUAUUUCCGCCAUUACAAAAUGUAUGUGUACGCUUUCGUGCCUCAGCGUUUAGCGAAUAUUCACAGCGUUUCCGUCGGGCACAACCACUGUGUACCUCCUUUAGGACUCCCCGCCCUUACGACAGCGACGCCACGGGCAGAAUGGAUAGCGAAAGUGGAAGACACACACCGACAGAUGGAGGAACGGCAGAUGGAAGUGGAGGAUGUGCGGUCUGCUGAAUACGAGGAAGAAUGGUUGAAACACCGCUACCUUAACGGCACGCACUACAGCGAGGGGUUGAGGGAACAGCUGCAGAGUAUAAAGAGGGAUGUUUCUGAUAAAGCACUCAACCAACUGGAUUUGAUUGAGGCGCGUCUGGUGGAAAUAGAGAAGAAGGUGGAGAUAGUGCAGCAGCGACAGGAUGGGAAGGGUGGUAAGCGAAAAAAAUAG